Molecule: messenger RNA, 566 nt
Organism: Melanotaenia boesemani (Boeseman's rainbowfish)
Lineage: Eukaryota; Metazoa; Chordata; Actinopteri; Atheriniformes; Melanotaeniidae
Product: SLC35A4 upstream open reading frame protein
Exons: 4
Coding region: 248-559 (103 amino acids)
Source: RefSeq, a predicted model, not a curated record
UUAAACCAGUCGAUUAGACGGGAUGACCCGCUCAGAUCCGUCGGCUUGUUCGGCCAUCUCCCAGGUGACUGAAAAGGAGCGGAUGCACUUUCACUGUUGUGUGUUUUUGUGCACCAGAUUAAGUAUUUUGUGAGUGGAAGAGCAUUAUCCAGGUUUUUAAACUGUGUUUGAGAUCAGCCCAAACUAAUCGAGCGGAAUAAGGAGCACAGUCUAACGAGUCGAAUGAUGAUCCGCACUCUGAGCAAAAAUGGCGGGUGACAAGGAUCCUCUGAAACAGUUAAAAGAUCUGACGCAGCUCAAGAAUCAGCUGGAGGAGAUCCAGAGGCGAGUGGAAAACGAGGUGUCUGUAGGAAUCCCCCAGGGUGGUUCAGUGUUUGGAUCACCAUUUCUGAAGGGCUUUUUGGCGGGCUAUGUGGUGGCCAAACUACGUUCCUCUGCCUUCCUGGGACUGCUGCUGGGAACAAUGACUGGCAUUUACGCAGCACAAAACUAUGAGGUGCCCAACAUUGAAAGGACUGUAAAAGAGUACAUGAGCAGUCUGAAAAAAGGACCAAAGUAAUUUUGGC